AUGUCUUCUACAACUAAAAUCAACGACGAUGAUUCUAUCGUUAAUACCAAAAAUGAAUCGAUACAGGUCGACAUGAGAGAAAGCUUGACUACACCGCAUUCAAACCCCUCAAACCCCUUUGCAUUUACACCAGAUCAAUUAUCUGCAUUGCAGGAUCCCAAAAACAUAGACUUACUGCACACUUACGGCGGCCUGAAUGGCGUGGCCAAGGGCUUGCAUGCGGAUGUCCACCACGGCUUAACACCAAAUACAACUGCAGAUAAGCACAUUACACUCAACGACAUUACACUGGAUUCCAGCAAAUUGACAACAACACCCACCGUCAUGUCCACGGACAUCGACCAAGAUCAAGCAUCAGCGCCGCCUCCAAAACGACUCAAGAAAGCUGCUACUUCCCAUUCUAUUAUACCAGACCAAUUUGUUCAACGAUAUUCUAUUUUUGGCAAAAAUGCACUACCACCAGUAAAGGGAAAGAAUAUUUUCCAGUUAAUGUGGAUGGCAUUUAAUGACAAAACACUGAUUCUAUUGGCUGUGGCUGCUGUGGUUUCACUUGCUGUGGGUCUAUAUGAAGAUAUUGCUGUGCCAGAAUACGAUGCUCAAGGCAACAGAAUCGCUGGUGUCAAGUGGGUUGAAGGUGUGGCUAUCAUCGUUGCUAUCUUGAUUGUCGUCUUGGUCGGCAGUGUCAAUGAUUUCCAAAAAGAAAAGCAGUUUCGUAAAUUGAAUGCAAAAAAAGAUGAUCGAGUCGUCAAGGCUACCCGUGAUGGCCAGACAGUGCAAAUCUCGGUGUAUGACAUCCAAGUUGGUGAUGUGCUCUUCUUGGAGCCUGGUGACAUUGUUGCUGCUGAUGGUAUCUUUAUCGAGGGACACAAUGUACGCUGUGAUGAAUCUGCUGCUACGGGUGAAUCUGAUGCUGUCCGCAAGCAGACAUUUGAAGCAUGUUGGAAGCUACACCUGGAAGAUCAGCAAGAACACAAGUCUGCUUCUGAUUUCCUUGCUGUGCCAAACAGCAACCAAGCUGGCUCUUCCAUCUCAUCAAAGACCACGCCUCAGCAUCACAAGUCCAUUCCUGAUCCAUUCAUCAUCUCUGGUUCCAAAGUCUUGGAAGGUGUCUGCACCUACCUCGUAACUGGUGUGGGUGUCAACUCUUAUUAUGGUCGCACAAUGAUGGCUCUGCGUACUGACAACGAAACCACCCCUUUGCAAGAGAAAUUGAACGGCUUAGCCUCCAUGAUUGCCAAGCUGGGCUCUGCUGCUGGUUUGAUCAUGUUGAUUGUCUUGCUGAUUCGUUAUUUCGUCAACUGGAAAUACGACGGUAUUCCAACUGUGCCUACUGAGAUUGUGCAACAAGUCAUGGGCAUCUUGAUUGUGGUUGUUACCAUUGUUGUUGUUGCUGUGCCUGAAGGCCUGCCACUUGCUGUUACGCUAGCCCUUGCUUAUGCCACACAACGUAUGCUCAAGGACAACAACUUGGUCCGUGUCUUGGCUGCUUGUGAGACCAUGGGAAAUGCCACCACUGUUUGCUCUGACAAGACCGGUACAUUGACACAAAACAAAAUGACGAUUGUUGCUGGUACUUUGGGUUCCUCUUUCCGAUUCAUCCAAGACCCUCCUGCCAACCGUGUUGAUCUCAGUGAUAUCACUACUAUUGCUGAAAAGGUGCCUGCUCCCAUUAUUCGCUUGAUCAGCCAAGGUAUCUCUGUCAACUCUACUGCUUUUGAGUCCACUGAUGAGAACGGCGAGAAGCAGUUCGUUGGUAACAAGACUGAAACCGCUUUGCUGCAAUUUGCAAAGAACAUUGGCUCUGACAACUUUGAAACGCUGCGUACUGCCUGGCCUGUGGAGCAAGUAUUCCCCUUCAGUAGUGAACGUAAAGCCAUGGCUACCAUCAUUCGCAUCCCUCAUCCUGUAAAACAAGGUGAAUUCAUCUGGCGUGCUCAUGUCAAAGGCGCUUCUGAAAUCCUGGUUGAAAACUGCAAUCAAAUCUUGACCCUGAAUGCUGCCAAGUACAAGAACCCUGAGCAUGAGUAUGAUGUCAAGACGCGUCCCUUGACAGACGAAGAUCGUAGCAGGGUGGACCGUAUCAUUCAAAGCUAUGCUACGCGCAGUCUGCGUACUAUUGGUAUUGGUUAUCGUGAUUUUGAGUCUUGGCCUCCUGCCAAUGGCCAUGCUAGUAAAGUCGGUUCUGAAGUGGAAGUGCCUUACGAAGACAUCAUUCAAGGCAAGGGCUUGACUCUGAUUGGUAUUGUCGGUAUUGAAGAUCCCCUCCGUCCUGGUGUCAAGGAAGCUGUCAAGGCUUGUCAACGUGCUGGCGUCUUUAUUCGUAUGGUCACUGGUGAUAACGUGGUUACUGCCAAGUCGAUUGCCAAGCAAUGUGGCAUUUAUACCCCCGGCGGUAUCGUCAUGGAAGGCCCUGUAUUCCGUAACUUGCCUCCUAGUGAAAUGGACGCCAUCUUACCUCGCUUGCAAGUGUUGGCUAGAUCCAGUCCUGAAGACAAGCAAAUCUUGGUGGGUCGUCUCCGUGAAUUGGGUGAUAUCGUUGCUGUUACUGGCGAUGGUACCAAUGAUGGCCCUGCUCUCAAGUUGGCUGAUGUCGGUUUCUCUAUGGGUAUUGCUGGUACUGAAGUUGCCAAGGAAGCCUCCAGUAUCAUCUUGAUGGAUGACAACUUUUCCAGUAUUGUCAAGGCUAUCAUGUGGGGUCGCUGUGUUAAUGAUUCGGUCAAAAAGUUCCUGGAAUUCCAAAUCACUGUCAAUAUCACUGCCGUUAUCUUGACAUUUAUCUCUGCUGUGGUUAGUCAUGAUCAAAAGUCUGUCUUGACCGCGGUUCAAUUGCUGUGGGUCAAUUUGAUUAUGGAUACCUUUGCUGCUCUUGCUCUGGCUACUGACCCCCCAACUGAAGAACUGCUUCAACGUGGUCCUGAAUCCCGUUCCUCUCCUUUGAUUACUUUCAAGAUGUGGAAGAUGAUUAUCGGCCAAGCCAUCUUCCAAAUUGUCGUUACCGUUGUCUUGCUCUAUAGUGAUGUGCUUCAUUAUCAACCCGAUGAUCCCAUCUUGCAAACCAUCGUAUUCAACACAUUUGUAUUCUGUCAAAUCUUUAACGAGAUCAAUUGUCGUCGUAUCGAUUCCAAGUUGAACGUGUUCCACAACAUUUUUGCCAACAAGUUCUUCUUGUCCAUCUUCUUCUUGUGUAUCGCUCUUCAAGCCAUCAUUGUCAACUUUGGUGGUGCUGCUUUCCAAGUAACUCAAAUCGAUGGUGUCGCAUGGGCUAUCUCUUUGGUUGUUGGUUUGUUGGCCUUGCCUAUUGGUGUCAUCAUUCGUCUGAUCCCUGAUGAAGUCUUUGGCUUUGUAUUCAUGUUCAACCCUGCUGCUCGUCAAAGAUACUUGGGUGGCAACAACGAGAGUGCAUCUCCUAGUGUCUAUGUUGCUGGUAACGAACGUAUCGCCUGGAACAACAGUGGCUCUGCUUACAACAACAGCACAUCUGUAUCCAACGACAACAAAAACAAGCAACACAUGCAACAAAAGCAAGAAAUUGAAGAGGUGGAAGAAGUUGCUCCUGCUUACACACCUGCAACAUCCAAUGCAGGCAUAAACGAGAAAUUGGCCAAUGAAUCUCAAUCAUUUGAAGAUCAAAAUCAAGAUACUAUUCUCUCUUCAGGUUCUUUGGAUCAAUCUCAACGAAACAACUAA
Molecule: messenger RNA, 3687 nt
Organism: Mucor velutinosus
Lineage: Eukaryota; Fungi; Mucoromycota; Mucoromycetes; Mucorales; Mucoraceae
Gene: SES1
Product: Cytosolic seryl-tRNA synthetase
Exons: 3
Coding region: 1-3687 (1228 amino acids)
Biological process (GO): calcium ion transmembrane transport; intracellular calcium ion homeostasis
Cellular component (GO): intracellular membrane-bounded organelle; plasma membrane
Molecular function (GO): ATP hydrolysis activity; ATP binding; P-type calcium transporter activity
Source: RefSeq, a predicted model, not a curated record